This is a messenger RNA of Vicia villosa (hairy vetch), 2133 nucleotides long. RefSeq names its product chloroplast envelope membrane protein. Lineage: Eukaryota; Viridiplantae; Streptophyta; Magnoliopsida; Fabales; Fabaceae. Gene Ontology annotation, cellular component: membrane. The record is from RefSeq and is a predicted model, not a curated record. Bases 177 to 1466 code for a protein of 429 amino acids. The transcript is spliced from 7 exons.
AGGGACAUGUGAGGUUUGAACGUGGCGGAACAAUAGCCAUGCCUAUCACUACGCUGGGUAAUGUUUGUUCUUCCCCGGAAUGGAUAAUAGUAUAACUACACUAACUCUGCGUACUCAACUGGAAAUGUGGUUCUGUUUGCUAAACUGAAAGAUGUUGGCAUAUAUUAACCUUCUUGAUGACCUCCUCUGCUGUACUUUCCUUAUCCAACCAUUUCAUUUUAUUUAAACAUCACCACACCAACACCAACUACAACAACAACUCCUUCCUCUCCCUCUCUCCGCCGCAUCAACAGCCUCUUCAGUUCUCCACACGGCGGCGCCUUAGUCGGAGCUUUAUUUCUAAAGCGGAAGAUUCAAGGAAACGCAGUACUAGUUGGUGGCACAAAUUUCUUGCCGACGACGACGGUAACUGGUUUGGUUUGAACGAUGAUAUGGUGAAUGUGGAAGAGGAAGAUGUGGCAGAGCAACCGGAGUUGACGGAGGAUGAAAAGUUUGAGGCAUGGAAGCAGAGAGCGGAAGCGAUUAUAGAUUUGAGGGAAGCUCAGGAAGAUAGGAGGAACCAGGAACAUAGGAAGUGGGAAGACUGGCUUUUGGAGGAAGAGGGGGAUGUUACCACUUCUUCUUGGGAGAGAGGAAUCAAGGAUUACAGGGACGAGAUGCGAACCGAUUCGCCCGAACGAGGGAUUGUAAAGACUGUUAGGUCUUUGGUUUUUGGAGUUGAACAAGAUGAUGUUGAUGAUGAUAUGCUUUAUGAAGACCGUGUUUUCCAGUAUGCUUCUUCGAAUUCGGCUAAAUUUUUGGCAGUGUUGAUUAUUAUACCUUGGGCUAUGGAUUUUCUGGUUCAUGACUAUGUACUCAUGCCUUUUUUAGACAGAUAUGUUAAGACGGUACCACUUGCCGCCCAACUGCUCGAUGUGAGAAAAAGUCAAAAACUUGAAAUAAUUGAGGGAUUAAAAACGUUGAAAGGACGAUUUGAGCUUGAGGUAGAGAUUGGUAAAUCUCCCCCUCUUUCUGACAACGAGGUUUGGUGGGAAUUGAGGAAUAAAGCAUUAGAGUUGAGAGAUGAGUGGAGACUGGAGAAUCGCAGAGCAUUUGCCAACAUAUGGUCAGAUGCAGUUUUCGGGAUCUCUUUAUUUAUUCUUUUGUACUUCAAUAAGAGUAAAGUAGCUUUGCUCAAAUUUACUGGUUAUAAAAUUAUAAACAAUAUUUCUGAUGCCGGGAAGGCGCUUCUAAUUAUAUGUGUAGCAGAUAUUAUUCUAGGGUAUCAUUCUGAAACUGGUUGGCAAACUCUGGUAGAGACAAUUCUCGAACACUAUGGGCUUGAAGUAGAUCAAUCCGCUAUUACUAUUUUUGUUUGCUCGGUCCCAGUCUUCAUUGAUGGAUUCACGAAACUUUGGCUGUUCAAAUUCCUCCCAAAGUUCUCCCCGAAAGUGAAGACUAUACUUGAGAAAAUAAGGCGUCACUAGUUGACAAUUCCAUGUCUGGGAUUGGACUGUAUGCUCCGGCUUUAUCAACUAAAAUAGUUCCAGUUUUUCACCAUUAGCUCAUUCUUGUAUGCAUUUAUUGACAUUGAAAUGACCGGCCCUUGGUGUAAUAGUAGCUUUCCACAAGUUCAGCUACUGGUUCAUGUUACUCUCUUUUGCAGACUUGUGCGAACUGCAAGAGUAUUUUACUGGUUCUAUAGUACACGGCAGUUCUAGGUGCUUUAUGUGCACACAGAGAAUGGUCACUCAAAUCCUCCAAUAAAGCUUAAAUAUGUUAUGAGAUUGAAAUUCAACUCAUUAUUCUUCCAUUUAUGUCCUUGGAAUAUAUAGGAUUCCUCUUUUUGUAAUAUGAUCAUUAAUUGUAUAAGGAGACGAGUCUCUAGAGGGAAAAAACUUGAUGGAAUAUUUUUUAUUUGAAGUCAAUAUUUUGUAUAUGGCGCGGACUUGGAUCCUCUAUUUUUUCUCUCCAUUUCUCUUUCUUUUUUUUCUCUAUCUCUUUUAAUCUCACUCUCUCUUUAUUUGCUUUAGAGAGCGAGUGAAAUUAUGAGAGAAAAAUAGAGAGGAAGGAGAAGAAUAGAAAGAAAAAUGGAAUGAGAGGAUCUAAAACUUGUAUAUGGCAGGUAUUUCUUAAAAGAGUUUCUUUUUCCAA